This is a messenger RNA of Pyricularia grisea, 285 nucleotides long. RefSeq lists its product as uncharacterized. The transcript has a single exon. NCBI's taxonomy places the organism in Eukaryota, Fungi, Ascomycota, Sordariomycetes, Magnaporthales, Pyriculariaceae. The record is from RefSeq and is a predicted model, not a curated record. The coding region runs from base 1 to 285 and encodes 94 amino acids.
AUGCAUUUCCUCACAUCCAUCAUCAUCUCCCUCUCAGCCUUGGCAGCAGCGGCCCCGAUGCCGGCUGGAGACGACGGCAUCUUCACCACCCAGGUCAUCCCGACCGAGUGCGCCGACCUCAAGGAUGUCUACAUGGAGUGUGUGGCCAGCCCGACGAAUCCGAAAGAGGGCACCAAGCAAUGCAAUUACACCGAUGCCAACGGCAAGCUCGCCAGCAAGGCAACCGACAUCAAGUGCACGCCUACAGUCAAGGGAACCGGCUCCAAGACGCUCGGAAGCAGCUAA